This is a messenger RNA of Puccinia triticina, 303 nucleotides long. RefSeq lists its product as uncharacterized. The record is from RefSeq and is a predicted model, not a curated record. The transcript has 2 exons. The coding region runs from base 1 to 303 and encodes 100 amino acids. NCBI's taxonomy places the organism in Eukaryota, Fungi, Basidiomycota, Pucciniomycetes, Pucciniales, Pucciniaceae.
AUGAGAAACGCUGGCAAGUACGUCGUUGAAGACAAAGAAGGCAAAGGGGGCAAGUGGAUCUGGCGAUUGGUGUAUGAAGUCGAAGAGCGCAAGAGCCUGAUGGGCAAACCAAUGCUCGGCGAAAGAGCCUUUAUCCCCAUCACCUUCGCUUGUUCCCCUGAAAUCCUGGUGGUGGUGAUGCUCUCAGAUGUUUGGCUGCAUUUUCUCUUUUUUUUCAUAGGUUCAUUUUUUGAUUUAUUUAUUGCAUCAUUCAUAUACUUCCUGUGUUUUUGCACUCCCAAUCUUAAUUAUUUUUCUUCUUGA